This is a messenger RNA of Annulohypoxylon truncatum, 2048 nucleotides long. RefSeq lists its product as uncharacterized. NCBI's taxonomy places the organism in Eukaryota, Fungi, Ascomycota, Sordariomycetes, Xylariales, Hypoxylaceae. The record is from RefSeq and is a predicted model, not a curated record. The transcript is spliced from 3 exons. The coding region runs from base 1 to 1677 and encodes 558 amino acids.
AUGGCGCUAUCUCCUUGGCAACUAUGCUUUCAUACGGGCAUGACUUGCCAUGUUAAAACAUGCAACAAUAAGAGGAUCAUCACUAACACGGUGUUCUCGCCGUAUUGUAAACAGCACGUGUGUACUGUCUGUCUUCAGCAAAAGACGGGCUUCAAGCGUGGUCAUGGGGAAGAGAGGAUAUGCCGUCAUCACUCCUGCGCCCACCCAACCUGCCACGCCCCGCGCUCCAAGAAACACCCCAACUCAUCAUACUGCGCAAAACACGCCUGCAACGUACGCACCUGCGACCAACCACGCCACGGCCCGGGGCUCUGUUGCAGAAGACACACAUGCCGCAUCCACGGCUGCGUAAACUGCGUCCAUCCGCCCUUCCCCCCAACUUCCCCAUCCCCUUUCCCUACCCCUACCCCUACCCCCUUUCCUUCGCCCUCGCCAAAUCCCCUCCUAGACCACGCACCAGCAGAGCAGCACCACUACUACUACUGCCCAGGCCACCAACCCUGCCAAGCCGCCGGGUGCCCCAGCCUCGCGUUCCGGGACGCCACGCACCGCGCGGGCAAAUACUGCUUCGCACACCACUGCGCGGCGUCACCCGUCUGCGCGGGACAGCGCGUCGACGGGAGCGCGACCGCGACCGCGACCGCGUGUCGCGAACACACGUGUGCGCUGUACCCUACCUGCGCCGACGCGCGCGCCGACGUCGAGCGCGGGCUCUUCUGCGAGGGCCACGAGUGCGCUGAGCCCGGGUGUGCGAAGCAGCGGUAUGAUUCGGGGAGCACGGGGUAUAACGGCGUCGGGGCGGGGCUGGGCGCGGGGGUGAGGCGAGGAGUGGGAGUGGGAGUAGGAGUAGGAGUAGGAGUAGGAAUAGGAGGGGAGGGGAAAGGUGUUUGGUGCGCGGACCAUAUGUGUAUGGCGGCGUUGACGCGCCAGGAAGAUUGUCCGAAUAGGCGCGAGGGGACGCCGACGAAUCCUGUGUACUGCGCUGACCACGAGUUGUGCGAGGAGGUUGGGUGCCUUGCUUUCCGUGCGGUUAGGGGGAGGGGGGUUAGGUUGCCGAGGUGUGAAGAGCAUCAAAAAUCCAAAUGCGCCUUCCCGUCCUGCCUCCUCGAUGCCGAGGGCAACGCCGCCGCGUGCCGGUACCACGUGUGCCGGGCCGACGGGUGCCUGACCAUGCUCUCGCAGACCAUAACCGCGACUUCGCCCCGCACGUCCCUAUUCUGCGACGUUCAUCGCUGCGUCGAGUCCGAGUGCGUUAAUCCACGGCUUACCACCGUUUCCACUACUACCACCCCAACAGCAGCAGCGGUGGCGGCUGCUACGACGGCAGCAGUUCCGUCGCCAGGCAUAAGAGAGGGCGGCAACGUGUACUGCGCCGAACACGUGCACCAGCGACGCAUGGGCCUAGGAUUAGGCUUCGUUCACGGUCUGUGUCCGCGUCACGGCAGGGGAUGUCGCCACGCUUUCGGGGGCGGGUACGGAGGUAUGUGUUGUCGAUACCGUGGCGGUAGCAGUGGAGACGACGACGACGACGAUAGUGACGACGAUGAUACUAUUACUGACCACGGGGGUAGCAGUAGCGCGGGAGUAGGAUUAGACAUAAGCCCCUGUUUCUGCUGCGGUGGCACUGGUGAUUGCGGUAGUCAUGGAAAAAAGUGCAAUAAGUGCGUGAAAUGCUGAGUCUUAGAUUACGGUUAGAUAGAUGUUGAUUAAUAGACCGAUGGUUUGACCAUCUCAUGUCGUCUUCCGUCUGCCGCCAGCCUUUUCUCAGAGCUCCGCAGCUGCGGUGAAUAUCGUUAGUCAAUCCUUUUUCUCAUACUGAACCGCAUAAUUUGCGAUAACCUCAUUCUCACGCAGUACUUGCCCCUCAAACGAUAAGAGUCAUCUAACAACAAACUGAAUCCCGCGGAUAUUUUAUAUUCCCGGCCAAAGCUCACCAGCUACAUAGUUUGCCCGUGCCUGCUAAUUGCUAAUCCCCAUCCCUUGUUAAUAAUACAAUUCCCGUGACAUAGAAUUCCUACGAAGCCGUGCCGAUCUCAUAACCAAGUAAC